Cadophora gregata is the source of this 1795-nucleotide messenger RNA. RefSeq lists its product as uncharacterized. The record is from RefSeq and is a predicted model, not a curated record. The coding region runs from base 200 to 1795 and encodes 531 amino acids. The transcript is spliced from 4 exons. NCBI's taxonomy places the organism in Eukaryota, Fungi, Ascomycota, Leotiomycetes, Helotiales, Ploettnerulaceae.
CUCAUUCGAUACCUUUUGGGAUUGAUAUAAAUUAGCAUCCACUGUGUCGUACUCAUGAUAAAUUAUAUACAUAAUUGUGUCAUGGAUUGUCUAUAUAUAUAAGAGAAGCAAACCCCAAGCAUCAGGGUCUUUCUCUUACACAACAACACCUUUCUUAUUCUUACAAUCAUUCGCUGUUCUUACAAUUCCAUCUUUCACGAUGCAUCUAAUCACUCUCAUUAAUAUUUUGUCCCUUCCUCUGGCUUCGGCCGCGCCUGUCAGCAACGAAAGUUGCAGCAUGGAGGAAGACUUCACUGUUGGCCAAACCGUCGAAACAAGCAGCGGUCCGGUUACUGGACAUGCCGCCACUAAGUUUCCAGAGGUAUCUGUCUAUCUAGGCAUUCCAUUUGGACAAGCUCCUAUCGGAGACCUGAGGUUUGCAGCGCCUGUAAAGUUCGUCGGGUCUUCCCCAAUCAAUGGCUCCGACUUUGGAAGUACAUGCCCUCAACUCCCAAGCGCAGGCGGUACUGCUCCCACACCAGAAGCAAUUGCAUUUUCCAAUGUUACCGCUGUCGGUCUCGAGCUUUUCGGUGCAAUCGGAAUUACUGGGACGACGAGCGAAGACUGUCUGUCUCUCAAUAUCUGGACCAAGCCGCAAUCAGGCGAGGGAAAAAAGGCUGUUAUGAUCUACAUAUAUGGAGGUGGAUUCUCAUCGGGUUCUUCUGCAGUAUCUAUCUUCGACGGCUCUGCACUUGCAGAACAGAAGGACGUCGUCAUUGUUACUUUCAACUACCGAACAUCUAUUCUCGGCUUCCCAGGAAAUCCAUACGGCCAAAACAAUAUCGCUUUCUUGGAUCAACGGCUUGCUAUUGAAUGGGUGCAUGACAAUAUCGCAAAAUUUGGCGGAGACCCAGAGCGCGUCACCUUGUUCGGUCAAUCAGCGGGUGGUGCCUCGACAGAUUAUCUCACAUAUGCGUACGCCUCGGAUCCGAUGGUCCACGGAGUUAUCGCACAGUCAGGAAGUGUCUUUGCCUUCGGUCUGCCAUACCCAGCAGAAACCAUAGCGGUAAAUUGGUACACGGUCACUGAGACUGUUGGCUGUGGAAAUGCAAGCACCGAUGCCACCCAGCUGCUGGAAUGUAUGCGUACCGCUGACAUUGAUGCAAUUAUGGCUGCUGUUCCAACUUCAGGCUUGUACGCAGUCUUGAGUGCCUUCGGUCCAUCCGUCGACAACACUAUUGUCUUUGCCAACUACACCAACGAGACACCUGCUAGUAUCCCGGUUCUUGUCGGCAGCAAUGACUACGAAGCAGGCAUGUUCCGUACACAGCUGGCAUUGGGUGGUGCUGCCUUCGCCGAUUCUGAUUGGGACGAGAUGAAUCUGUCAAUCUACACGUGUCCAACUGGGCAGCGAGCAAAUGCCAGUAUUCUAGCCAGCAACCCAACCUGGCGCUACCGCUUCCACGCCAUCUUCCCCAACAUCAACAUCAGUCCCGAAAGUGGGGCUUACCAUGGGGCCGAACUCACCCUCCUUUUCGGAACCGAGUCCCAACUUGAACCUUCCACUGUAGAGGAAGACGCCUUUGCAGAGUAUCUCAAGGGAGCCUGGGUUGCGUUUGCGAAAGAUCCUGUUGCUGGACUGAGCUCUUACGAGGGUGGCUGGCCGAUGUAUGACCCUGCUGGAGAAUCGCUCGUCAGACUUGGUUUUGAGAAUAAGGUUGGCACAAAUCUAGGCUUCCCUGAGUUGUAUGAUGCUGGGUGUUCGGAGGCGAGCCUGACGGCGCUGCUUUGUAGAAUCUUUGGGCAGUUGUGUUAG